Molecule: messenger RNA, 4373 nt
Organism: Portunus trituberculatus (swimming crab)
Lineage: Eukaryota; Metazoa; Arthropoda; Malacostraca; Decapoda; Portunidae
Exons: 3
Coding region: 3693-4022 (109 amino acids)
Source: RefSeq, a predicted model, not a curated record
UGGUGUAUACUAGCUUUCAUCCACCCUCAUGAUCAUUUACAAAGGCGUUUGUUUUCUCAGAAACCAUGGAGGCGAUGUUGAUUCUUGGCUUAUCAGUGGGGAAAAAAAAACUAGUGUUGCUUCCACGGCCUCAACCUGUUCUGAAAAUCAUAAGUGAUAUUGCCACUAUUUUUCAAAGUCAAGAGAAAUUAGGGGUUUUGGUUCGUAAGAGUGUUUCUGCUAUUGAUAAGGUAUAAAUCAUGUUAGUCUGUCAAUAGAAGCAUCUUUUUACCCUUUAAAAUCCAUAUGAAUGAAAGAAAGGUCAUUUAAAAAAAAGGUUAUGUGGCUACUAUUUUCAAAAUCCACAUAUUUGGAGCUUUGUUCGUAAGGAUAUUUUUGCUAUACGUAUAUGAAGUAGAAAUCAUGUUGAUCUGUCAACAGAAUUAUCAAAAAGCUCUUAAAAACCCGUGUGACAAAAAGAUUUUUUUAAAACGUAGGUUAUGUUACCUCUAUUUUUCAAAGUUCACGAAAAAUAGGAACUUUGUUCGCAAGAGUGCACUUAAUAUUGAUAAGUCAGAACUAAUGUUAAUUCGUCAACAGAACCAUCAAUAUGCCCUGAAAAAGUCCAAGUGACUGAAAGAGAAGUAUUUUAAAAUCAUAGGUGAUGUUGCCACUAUUUUUCAAAGUCAACAGAAAUGAAGAGUUACGUUUGUAAGAGUGUUUCUGCCAUUGAUAAGGUAAAAAUCAUGUUAAUCUUUUUAAUAGAAGCAUCACUCUACCCUAAAAACCCAUGUGACUGAAACAAAGGUCUUUUAAAAAUAUAGGAUAUAUGGCUACUAUUUUCAAAGUCCAGAGAUAUGAGGAGCUUCAUUCGUAAGAGUACUUUUGCUAUAUAGAGGAUAAAAUUCAUGUUAAUCAGUCAAUAAAACAAAUGACCAUUUAAAAGCCGUGUGACUAAAAUAAGAGUUUUUAAAAGAACAUGGGUUAUUUUACCACUACAUUUCAAAGCCAACAGAAAUGAAGAGCUUGAUUCGUAGGAGUGUUUUUGCUAUAGAUAAGUUGAAAAUCAUAUUAAUCUAUUAAAAAAUCCAUAAAACUAUCCAUUAAAACCCGUGUGACUGAAACAAGGGUCUUUUAAAAAUAUAUGUGAUGUAGUCACUAUUUUUCAAAGACCAUUAAAAAAGGAACUGUUCGUAACAGUGCUUUGGUAUUGAGAAGUUAGAAAUUAUGUUAAUUUGUCAAGAAAUCUACCAACUACCCUUAAAAACCAAAGUUACUGAAACAUGAAUCUUUUAAAAACAAAAGCUAUGUUGCCACUAUUUUUCAAAGUCAACAGAAAAGAGGAGGUGGAUCGUAAGAGUGUUUCUGCUAUUGAUAAGGUAAAAAAAAAAUCAUGUUGAUCUGUCAAGGAAAGCAUCAUUUCACUCUUAAAAACCCAUGUGAAUGAAACAAGCGUCUUUUAAAAAUACAGGUCAUGUAGCUACUAUUUUCAAAAUCCACAGAUAUGAGGAGCUUGGUUCGUAGGAGUAUUUUUGCUAUACAUAAAUCAGAAAUCAUGUUAAUCUGUCAAUAGAACUAUCAAAAAACCCUUAAAAACUCGUAUGACAGAAAAAGUUUUGUUUUUUAAACAUACGUUAUAUUACCGCUAUUUUUCAAAGUCAUCAGAAAUGAGGAGCUUGGGUCGUAGGAGUGUUUUUGCCAUUGAUACGGUAGAAAUCAUGUUAAUCUGUUCAUAGAACCUUAAGAUUAUCCAUAAAAAUCCAUGUAACUGAAACAUGAUUAUUUUAAAGUUAUAGUUAUGUGGCCACUAUUUUUCAAAGUACAUAAAUAAAGGAACUUUGUUCGUAAGAGUCUUUUGCUAAGAAUAAGUUAGAAUUCAGAUUAUUUUUUAAAGAGAACCACUAAACUACCCGUAAAAAUUCAAGUGACUGAAACAGAAAUCUUUUAAAAACAUAGGUUAUGUUGUCACUAUUUUUCAAGGUGAACAGAAAUGAGAAGCUCGAUUUGUAAGAGUGUUAAGGUAUAAAUCAUGUUAAUCUGUCAAUAGAAGUAUCACUAUACAGUUAAAAACCAAUAUGACUGAAUCAAUGGUUAUUUAAAAAUAUUGGUUAUGUGGAUUAUAUUUUCAAAAUCCAUAGAUAUGAUAAGCUUAGUUAAUACGAGUAUUUUUGCUAUACAUAAAGUUAAAAUCAUGUUAAUAUGUCAAUAGAACUAUUAAACUGCCCUUAAAAACGAUUCUGAUAAAAAAAAACAUUUAAACAUACGUUAUCUUACCACUAUUUUUUCAAGUUCAACAGAAACGAAGAGCUUGGUUCGUAGUAGUGUUUUUGCUAUUGAUAAGGUAAAAAUCAUGUUAAUCUGUUAUUAAAACCAUCAAAUUAUCCUUAAAAACUCGUGUGUCUGAAUCAAGGGUCUUUUAUAAAUAUGUGUGAUGUGGCGACUAUCUUUCAAAGUCCACAAAAAAGAGAUACUUCGUUCAUAAGAGUGCCUUUGCUAUUGAUAAGUUAGAAAUCAUGUUAAUUUUUCAAAAGAAACACUAAGAUACCCGUAAAAACCUAAGUGACUAAAACAGGAGUCUUUUAAUUCUAUGUGGAUAUCAGAGAAAAAUAUAGACUCAUGUAGAGAGAGAGAGAGAGAGAGAGAGAGAGAGAGAGAGAGAGAGAGAGAGAGAGAGAGAGAGAGAGAGAGAGAGAGAGAGAGAGAGAGAGAGAGAGAGAGAGGUCCAUUAAUAUUAAUGUAAUGAAGUAGUACAAGGUUCUUUGGGUUUUAUUUCCUGUAUAUAUAUAUAUAUAUAUAUAUAUAUAUAUAUAUAUAUAUAUAUAUAUAUAUAUAUAUAUAUAUAUAUAUAUAUAUAUAUAUAUAUAUAUAUAUAUAUAUAUAUAUAUAUAUAUAUAUAUAUAUAUAUAUAUAUGCACAUGAAAAAUAUCUUGAACCAGUGCUACUCUAUGAUUACAUGUUUAACCGUUCAUGAAGCAGUUACCCUUCCACAGAAUAGUAAGAAAAAUGAGUAGGGCUUCACCAGCUGCUUCAUUUGAUGAGGAGUAAAGUAAAUAAAAAGAAAAGAUGCAACAAAUACCAAUAUAAAGUGUUCUAAAUCUUGCCCUGAAGUAUUAGAGCAGAUGUAAGAGAAUGAAUCCUAAGUCCAGGUAAAAACAAAGACAAUUACGACUAAUAUUGUCUCCACAAAUCUCGAGUCAACAGACAGCACAGCCGACUCACGCGUAACAUGACGUCAGCAUGACAAAACCUUUAGGGUCAAGCUGAACACAAAAGAUAAAUAAUGUCACAAGCCAAUAGUGACAAUAUAUUCACAGGAGAUACGCAUGACACUCAAGUCUUACUUCUGUGUUGUUGCCAGAGCGUUAAGGGGAAUGAGGAGAUAAGUAAAAUUAGAUUCUUAAAAGAGAACGUAAAACACAAUUGCAAAACAGACUGCGGAAUAUUCGUUUCUGAUUAUAGGAAGACCAUCUGUGAGGUUACAAAACCCUCAGAAGCUGGUUCAUUGUUCCAUUCCAUACACUGAUAUGUACUCUUAUAUUUUGAAGCUUUGAGACAAUUACAUGCAGUUUACAGUGAGAUUACAAUCUCAAUAUAACAGUUCAUGAUCGUUCAGUAUACCUGCAUGGAACGCAAAUUAUCACAAAGUUAUCGCACCCUUUAAGUGGCUUCAAUAUCAGCCACCAUUUUGCUUUGAAAUAUGUAUACCAUGAUAAAUGACAAUAAUCUAUUUUCUACUUUGUGAAGGCACCUUAAUGCAUGCACCACCUAUAGACAAAGGUAGCGCAGUACCAGACGACGUACCAAUGGCUCCUUAUGACUCUACUGGACAGGUGGUGUUUGUGAAAGGUGGGGGCAGCGGCAUCGGGUGUGCCACAUGCCUGCAGCUUGCAGGCGGUGGAGCGCGUAUGGUGGUGACGGACUUCAGUGUGCAGACGGCUCGUGAAACCCACAAGAUAGCUAAGGUGGCCGCAUUCCUGCUGUCUAGGCGCAGCAGCUUCAUGGUGGACUCCUACAAGGACGUGACCAGCGAGGAUGGCUUGUGAUGGGCGCCUCUGCUUGAAGUGUCUUGGCCUGGAAAAUAUAUAAUGCUAUACUUGAGCGCUGGUUCUGAAAGUGACGAUAUUGUAACCGCUCCGGGAUUCCAUUUGUUCAAUAAUUUAUAUUUCUGCUUCAAUAAAUGUACAUAAUAUAACUUUUCAUUGCAUUUUUUUAUGAAUGCACAAUAUGAUGCAUACAUUUAAAAAGAGAGUUAUUUUUCUAAUUCAAUUUUAAGCCAAUUUCAAUUUUGCUUUAUUUGACCGCUAAUCGAGAAAAAACAGUGACAAAUCCCAUGACAUUAUGUUUCCAAUCAACUAACGUAAGAGAGAGAGAGAGAGAGAGAGAGAGAGAGAGAG